Panthera uncia (snow leopard) is the source of this 4633-nucleotide messenger RNA. RefSeq names its product ADNP homeobox 2 (gene ADNP2). The record is from RefSeq and is a predicted model, not a curated record. NCBI's taxonomy places the organism in Eukaryota, Metazoa, Chordata, Mammalia, Carnivora, Felidae. Gene Ontology annotation, molecular function: DNA binding. Gene Ontology annotation, cellular component: nucleus. Gene Ontology annotation, biological process: regulation of gene expression. The transcript has 4 exons. The coding region runs from base 689 to 4360 and encodes 1223 amino acids.
GGCCCGCGAAGUCCCGACGGCGGCCGAGACCGCGGCCCCGCCCCGCCCCGCCCACAGCCCGCGGCCCGCGGCCGCCUCACGAAUCCCGCGACGUCCUCUGGGCGCGGGGUUCGCGGCCCGGACGGCGCCCGUCAUCCCUCCGCGUCACGUGGGGGUCGGGGGUGGUCGGCGGGGGGCGGGCGCGGGCGGCGGGGGCGGGGGCGUGAGGGGCGGGCCGGGCGGAGCGGAGCCGAGGGACGCGCGGGCCGGGGCGAGGUGAGGGCGGUCUCCGCGGGGCGCGCCUCCCGCCGCGCCGAGCGCCCCGAGCUUCGCCCCGGAGCCUGUUCUCGGAGCAGCCGGGGGCGGCCGCUAACGUCGACCGGGCGGGCACGGCCGCCCCGAGGUUUGCCCGGGGGCGCUUGUCCUCCGGCGGAGAGGGACCGUUGGAGCAGCUCCGGACCGCGACGGCCACUCCGGAGCUGUUGACGUGAAUGGCGACGAUGGAUAUGCAGAUGUUGACAUUAAAAUUGUAACUUUCCGUGUGCCUCCGCUGCCUGCGCCGGCAGAGAUGGUGUUUGCGAGUUUCCUGCGAACAUUGGGCUUUGGGACGUCAAAAAUGCCACCUGCCAGUUCAAGUAGUGCGCAGUUGCCUGAUGAUAGUUAACUAUUUGAAGUGUUUUCUCUGCGUUUGAGUGGAAGGCUUGCUAGAAUGCGGUUAACGCCGGUUCUGAUGGAAUCGAACGAGCGGCCCCGGGCCCUGGCGCCACGAGGCGCCCGCGGCGGGAGCUGGGCCGGUGGGCCACACAGGGCUGAUGGGGGCUGCGCACGGCCGGGGGUGGGGGGGACCGCGAGUAAAAGUGGAGGUGACGAGAGCAGGCUCCGCUCUGGUCCGAGGAAAGAUUCAAAAAUGUUUCAAAUUCCUGUGGAAAAUCUUGACAACAUCAGGAAGGUACGAAGAAAGGUGAAAGGCAUUCUUGUGGAUAUUGGGCUUGACAGCUGCAAGGAGUUGCUGAAGGACCUUAAAGGCUUUGAUCCAGGAGAGAAGUACUUUUUUAACACAUCAUGGGGAGAUAUUUCUCUCUGGGAACCUUCUGGAAAGAAAGUGAGAUAUCGAACAAAGCCAUACUGUUGUAGCCUCUGUAAAUACUCUACAAAAGUGCUUACUUCAUUCAAAAAUCAUUUACAUCGCUACCAUGAAGACGAAAUUGAUCAAGAGCUGGUGAUCCCUUGCCCAAACUGUGUAUUUUCCUCUCAACCCAAAGUUGUGGGAAGGCACUUCAGAAUGUUUCAUGCACCUGUCCGGAAAGUCCAGAACUACACAGUGAAUAUUUUAGGUGAACCUAAGUCUUCUAGGAGUGAUGUGAUAAGUUUUACAUGUUUAAAAUGUAACUUUUCAAACACUUUGUACUACAGUAUGAAGAAGCAUGUGCUGGUAGCCCAUUUUCACUACUUAAUUAACUCCUACUUUGGCCUGCGAACUGAGGAAACGGGUGAGCAACCGAAAACCGACGAAAGUCUUUCUACUGAGAAGAUGCCACCGUCUGACAAGUACUAUUGUAAAAAGUGCAACGCCAAUGCCAGCAGCCAGGAUGCUUUAAUGUACCAUAUUUUGACUUCAGAUAUACACAGGGAUUUGGAAAAUAAACUCAGAUCUGUGAUCUCAGAACAUAUUAAGAAGCCCGGCCUUUUGAAGCAGAUGCACAUUGCUCCAAAGCCAGCGGCACCCUUGGCCGUGCCCCCAAACGGCGGAGCUCCGGGCAUCGCAGCUACAUCUCCCUGCUUUCGUCUUGCCUUGCCACAGAACAGCCAAAGCCAGACCGUCGUGCAGCCAGUGCAGGGCGCAGUCCAGCCAGUGACUGUGGCCUCAGGCACUUCUGGAAGCCUCACCCACUCUCCGCCUGCUGUUGCCCAGUCCCACGUGACCCUGGUCUCCAGUCCUCUGCCGGUGGGCCAGAGCAACCUCCCUCUGCCGCCCUCAGCCCCGCAGCCUGUCUUUCUUUCUCAUGGAGUCCCGCUUAAUCAGUCUGCAAAUCCUCCUGUGUUGCCCUUGAGUCAGCCAGUCGGACCUAUCAAUAAGUCUGUUGCAACUGGUGUCCUCCCCUUAAACCAGACCAUCCGCCCAGGGGCUGUAUCCCUUAGCCAGCCAGUCGGGCCCAUAAACAGACCAGUUGGGCCUGGAGUUCUUUCAGUAAACAGACCUGCUGGGCCUGGAGUUCUUCCUGUCAGUCCGUCCGUCACUCCCGGGGUUCUUCAGGCCGUCUCACCAGGGGUGAUUUCUGUGAGCCGGACAGUCCCGUCAGGGGUCCUGCCUGCAGGCCAGAUGACCCCUGCCGGGGUCAUCCCUUCGGGACAGACGGCAACUUCUGGGGUGCUUCCUGCGGGCCAGAUGGUCCAGUCAGGGGUUCUCCCCAUUGGCCAGACGGCCCCAUCGGGGGUUCUCCCCGCUGGGCUGACGGCUCCCUCGCGGGUUCUGUCUGCGGGCCAGACGGUCCCGCUGAGGGUUUUGCCUGCAGGCCAGGUCGUCCCACCGGGGCUCCUUUCUCCCAACCAGACGGUCUCGUCGGGUGUUCUCCCUGUGAACCAGGGUAUUAAUUCCGGUGUUCUGCAGCUCAGCCAGCCUGUCAUGUCAGGAGUGCUCCCUGUGGGCCAGCCAGUGAGGCCUGGCGUCCUGCAACUGAAUCAGCCUGUGAGCACCAACAUCCUGCCUGCAGGUCAGCCAGUUAGACCUGGCGCUUCUCAGAACACCACUUUCCUCACGUCAGGCUCUAUUCUCAGACAGCUGAUACCUACAGGGAAACAGGUGAAUGGGAUUCCCACGUACACACUUGCCCCCGUAUCUGUCACUUUGCCUGUGCCUCCAGGAGGUGUUGCAACUGUGCCCCCACCCCAGGUGCCCAUCCAGCUCCUGCAGUCGGGCACAGCUGCGCAGAUGGCCAGUUCCAUGGCCAGCAUGCCCUCUCCUCCAGUGGUGGUGAAUGCCACUCAGAAUAUGUUUGUUCAGGCGUCUCCAUCUGUGGCAGAGGCCAGUCAGGCGCUCAAACAGGCGAAGCAGUGGAAAACCUGUCCGGUCUGUAAUGAGCUCUUCCCUUCCAAUGUCUACCAGGUUCAUAUGGAAGUGGCUCAUAAGCAUAGUGAGUCCAAAUCUGCUGAGAAACUGGAGCCUGAAAAGCUGGCAGCGUGUGCGCCGUUUUUGAAGUGGAUGAGAGAGAAAACCGUUCGCUGUCUCUCUUGUAAGUGCUUGGUGUCCGAGGAGGAGCUCAUCCAUCACUUGCUCAUGCACGGCCUGGGGUGCUUGUUCUGUCCGUGCACUUUUCAUGACAUUAAAGGUCUUUCGGAGCACAGUAGGACUGUGCACCGAGGGAAGAAGAAGUUACCUGUGGAUUAUAGUAACAAAGGUUUUCAAUUGGAUAUCGAUGCUAAUGGCAACCUGCUGUUUCCCCAUCUUGACUUCAUUACCAUAUUGCCAAAGGAGGAGCUUGGGGAGCGGGAAGUCUACUUGGCGAUACUGGCGGGGAUACACUCCAAGUCACUGGUGCCUGUGUAUAUAAAGGUGAGGCCCCAGACGGAGGGCGCCUCUGGGAGCCCCAGCAAACAGGCUCUGACUUGCCCCUUUUGCUUUGGCACCUUUGUGACGACGGAGGCGUACGAGCUGCAUUUGAAGGAGAGGCACCACAUCACGCCAACGGUCCACACCAUCCUGAAGUCUCCGGCCUUCAAGUGCAUCCACUGCUGUGGGGUCUACACGGGCAACAUGACCCUGGCAGCCAUCGCCAUCCACCUGCUGCGCUGCAGGAGUGCCCCAAAGGACAGCAGCUCAGACCUCCAGAUCCAGCCUAGUUUUAUUGAGAACAGCGAGCUGCUCUUGGUGAAUGGGGAGGUGAUCCACGACUCCAGUUUUUCUGUGAAGAGGAAGCUGCCCGAUGGCCACUUUGGGACAGAAGACCAGAGGGACGUGGAGGAGCGGCCCCUCGUCAUAAACACCGACGCAGCCCCGGCUCCCGAAAAGGUGACGAGUGCGGUGCCUUUUAAAAGACAAAGGAAUGAAAUCAGGACAGAGGGACCACUCGUUAGUGAGGAUGCCCUUCAGAUUUUAGCAUUAAAUCCUAAAAAAUAUGAAGACCGUUCUUACGAGGAAAAAAAGCAAUUUCUUAGAGAUUAUUUCCACAAGAGACCAUAUCCUAGUAAAAAGGAAAUAGAACUUCUUUCCUCACUCUUGUGGGUGUGGAAAAUUGAUGUGGCUUCAUUUUUUGGAAAAAGAAGAUACAUUUGCAUGAAAGCAAUAAAAAAUCACAAGCCUUCUGUGCUUUUAGGCUUUGAUAUGUCUGAACUUAAAAAUGUUAAACAUAGGUUGAACUUUGAGUUUGAGCCACAAAACUUGUAAAAAAAAAAAAAUAGGAAAUCUGAAGUACUAGAUAUUUAGUAGUUUUUUCAAUUGAGAUUUAAAAAAAUGUUAUUUUCUUCACUGUAUGUUGAACUAAUCAAUUUCAGUGGUCUUUAUGCUGCUCUUUAGAUUUAUUUCAGGUGCUCAGAAAGACUUCUAUAUAAAAGAAGUGAAUAGUUGUUUCGGAUUUAUUGUUUCCUGCAGUUUGAUUUUGUAACAAUUAUUUUUAGUUCUUCCCUGUCAUGUAAAUUAAAUCCUUGGCUCUUUCAUGCA